CCACUUGGUGGUUCUUUUCUGAAAGGUAUUCCUUGCUUUCUCUUUAUCGGGUUGAGAAAGGAGAAAAGGCAAAAAUAUAGAGAUAAUAAAGUGAGUACUUUUUACUAUUCUCUUUGAAAGGGUGGGAAAUCUACUGAUUUUCCUUCGAUUUAAACAAUCAAAAUAUUACAGAAACACAUCUAUAUAUCUAUAUAUAUAAAGACAACGAGAUUUUUAGAUUUUCUUUGCUGUGUUUCCUCCAUUUCUUCGAAGAUGCGUCGCUCCUCUUCAAGGAAGACGGGGGCCGCCAACCCUGCUUCUUCCAUUAAUCCCUCCGCCAUUGAUCCCUAUCGUUCUGCCUCAAGUAAAUCUGCAGCAAAGGAGCUAGAGCGGAUUGAUCAGUUGUUUAAUGUAUAUGCAAACAAAUCCUCUGGCUUAAUUGACCCAGAAGGCAUAGAGUCGCUGUGUUCAGAUGUGGGAGUGGAUUAUACCGAUGUCAGGAUACUUAUGCUUGCCUGGAAGAUGCAAGCUGCAAAACAAGGAUACUUUACUCUGGAAGAAUGGCGAAAAGGCCUUAAAGCAUUGCGAGUUGACUCUAUUGAAAAAUUAAAGAAGGCCCUCUCUGCAUUGGAGCAAGAGGUUGCAAAGCCCCAGACAUUCUUGGAUUUCUAUUCGUAUGCGUUUCGCUAUUGCCUGACAGAAGAGAAGCAGAAGAGCAUAGACAUUGAAAGUAUUUGUGAGCUGCUGGAACUUGUUCUAGGUUCACGUUAUUGCAACCAGGUGGAUUCAUUUAUCAAGUAUCUAAAGAUUCAAAAAGACUACAAGGUGAUCAAUAUGGACCAAUGGAUGGGCUUUCUUCGAUUUUUUGAUGAGAUCAGUUUCCCAGAUUUUAAAAAUUAUGACCCAGACCUUGCUUGGCCUUUGAUAUUGGACAAUUAUGUGGAAUGGAUGCGGACAAAUCAAAGCUAGAAAAGUGACCUAUCUCUGGUGACUUGAUGUUUCGUUCUUUUAAAAUGAAAUACUUAUUAAAGAAGGUAAUGAGAUUAUUUUAUUUUUUUUCCAAAUGCAUCUUUCAUUAUCUCAUUUUUCCUCUUGUCCAAGCACAUUCAAGUGUCACUUAGUCAGCAGUGAGAAUAUGGAACUUUCUAUUGUUAACUCUUUGUAUCCUGUUAAAGGAGUUUUGAAUUAAAUUUAUAUAGUUUGUCCUCAAGGUUACAUUACAGGAAGGGGUUCAAGAGAAAGCUUUUUCUGGCAGAAAUAAAUUCAUAAGGCUCGAUGGUUCCAUAUUCUAAUCAGUAAAUCUUCAUGAAGAUUUAUUGUGGAUUUCAUCAACCGCAUUAUCAAUGUAAUUUGUUCACAUAAUAGUGGUGAAGUAAACAUACAUUGUGUCUUGUAUUAAGUUCACCAUGAAGCAGAAAAAUAUAGUUUGUGAUGAAUAUCAAAUAUUUUUUUCGCCCAAUUUUCACAAUAGACCUCAAAGACCAGGUGACGUUUUGCAAGACUUUACUGAAUUGGAUAAGAUCUGGAUUACAUUGGAAAAAGCUGUUGUUGCAGCUCAUUGUAGUAUUAUGUACCCCUCUUUGCGUGAUUGA
Messenger RNA from Amborella trichopoda, 1571 nucleotides. RefSeq names its product defective in cullin neddylation protein (DUF298). The record is from RefSeq and is a predicted model, not a curated record. Gene Ontology annotation, cellular component: ubiquitin ligase complex. NCBI's taxonomy places the organism in Eukaryota, Viridiplantae, Streptophyta, Magnoliopsida, Amborellales, Amborellaceae. Gene Ontology annotation, molecular function: ubiquitin conjugating enzyme binding; ubiquitin-like protein binding; cullin family protein binding. Gene Ontology annotation, biological process: protein neddylation.